Molecule: messenger RNA, 1119 nt
Organism: Teleopsis dalmanni
Lineage: Eukaryota; Metazoa; Arthropoda; Insecta; Diptera; Diopsidae
Exons: 1
Coding region: 1-1119 (372 amino acids)
Source: RefSeq, a predicted model, not a curated record
AUGAUAAACCAAAUUGAAGAAAAAUUCAAUACGAAUUACUGUCAAUUCUGGUUCGAAUCACAAAAGGAACCUGUGAUUGUGCCAAUAACUGAAUAUUUAGUUGUAUGGAUUAAGGGUUGGGGAAAUAAAUUUAAUCACUUAUAUCCACAUAUGUUAACCUGUAUACUGCCUGAAGAGAAAGCUUCCGAAGCACCACGAAGUAUAUCCAUUGUAAAUAAAGAGUGUGAUAAAGCUACAAAUCAUUUAAAAGUCAUCUAUGAACCACCAUUAGGCAAAAGAAAGAAAGGUGGUUUCGCGGUUUGUGUUAAGGGUUUCAUGUUUCCAUUUGCAGAUAUAUCCGCACGCUUGGUGGAGUGGAUGGAAAUGAUGCGAAUACUAGGUGCACAAGAAGUUAUUGCUUACUCACUUGCUGUACAUCCAAAUGCAACAAAAGUGAUUGAUUAUUAUAAGAAAAAGGGUUUUCUUAGGGUCUAUCCUUAUUCUUAUGCACGCGGUGAGCCGGUCUUUGCUAAUUUCCAGCGUUACAUUAUGAAGGAGGAUUAUCUGAAUAUGAUAUUAAACGAAAUGUUUCCAUACAACGAUUGCUUUUAUAGGAACAUAUAUAAAUAUGAUUAUGUGGCGGGUAUUGAUAUUGAUGAAGUGAUUAUGCCACUUGGUAAUUGGACAUCUUGGUAUGAUAUUGUUGAAUAUGGUGAGAAAUUUAAAAGUCCCAAUUGUAAAACAUUUGCUGGUAUCUGUUUUCGAAACACCUAUUAUCCGAAAUAUGAAGGUCAACCGCCUUAUUCCACCGAUAUUCCGAGUUAUUUUUAUAUGUUGCAACAUGUAAAGAGAAUUGAGAAACAUAUGCCAAGUGGCUUUGCAACAAAAUGUUUACAUAACACAAAAUACGCUUUAACACUACAUAAUCAUUACAGUUUGGAUUAUUUGGGUUGUCGAGAUCUUGAUAUGAAUACUACCGAUGCACAGCUUCAACAUUACCGAGAGCCAGACGAUAAGAAUACUUUGAAUUUAACUAUUAUGGAUCCGAAUAUUUGGAGAUUUAAGGACAACCUAAUUAAACGUACAAUGAGAGUUUUUGAGGAUUUAGAUUUCUUUAAAGAUACGGAAAUCGAAAAUUAA